AAACACUCUUUUUGUGCUCAUGAUUCUUUUCACUUGGCCUUUUUAUUGUUUUUAAAAAGUACUUUUAUUCUUCAUUCGUACUUCAAUCUCUAUAUAUACAAAGCAGUGAUAUUUGGAUUAACAACACCAAGAAUUUGCUUGCAUUUUCUGAACCUCUGUCUGCCUUCUAAUCUGAUCUGAUCUUAUCUGAUAUUUGUAUGGCCGCUAACACGAAUUUCCGUGGAGUUUUUAGCUUUGGAAAGAGAUUCGGAACUCACUUCAUAACUCAGUCUCCUCCAACUUGUUCAAUUUCAGCUGCUCCUGCCUUCAGGAGAUCACUGCAUGCUUCGGUGUACGACAAGAACAUUGAUGACCUGCCAGAUUAUGUAGUUCACCCUCACUCCGAAAAGUAUUACUGGUCUCCUAAUCCAAACACUGGUGUUUUCAGACCCCAAUCAGAACAUAAUACCGGCGUUUUCAACGCGUCAUCAACUACAAACGGUGGCGCCGACUCUGUGCUGGAUCAGAAGGCUGUUUUUCGCUCUGUUCAGGAGCUGGACGAGCCCCACCCUAGCAACCUUAGUGUUUAAUAAACACAUAUAUAUCAGAAGUCUUAAGUUUUAGUUUAGUAUUAAAACUCAGCUUUGUAAUAAUAUAAUCAUUUAGUCACGUAUAGUUGGGAAAAAUAUUUAAAGGAUUAUGUUCGAGUAACAAUCUAAUAAACAUCUAAUCUAUGAGUUGCUAUAGUAUACAUGUUCAAUGCAAUGAGAUGAGGUAGUCUAGUUUUAUAAAUAAGACUAUGAAGGGGCAUUCAUGAUAUGCUCACCAUGCUAAAUGAUGAAAUGGGUAUAUAAAUAUAUGUAAUUGUUGAUUGUGUUACCCUAGUAAUCAAUAUUUACUUCUAUUAUAAUGAAACGUGAUACGUCU
This is a messenger RNA of Amaranthus tricolor (Joseph's coat), 906 nucleotides long. RefSeq names its product late embryogenesis abundant protein At5g17165-like. The transcript is spliced from 2 exons. Lineage: Eukaryota; Viridiplantae; Streptophyta; Magnoliopsida; Caryophyllales; Amaranthaceae. The record is from RefSeq and is a predicted model, not a curated record. The coding region runs from base 198 to 569 and encodes 123 amino acids.